UCUGUGCUUCUUGUUGCCAACAGUGAUUCGGUCCCUUCAGUCUGUUCUUUACGAGAUGCUGCUUGUCUCUCUUACUGACUCCCUCGGGUCGUCUCUUACUAGAUUGACCUCAUUUCUCAGACCUCACCGUGAUCCCUGACGGCAUGAGAGUGAUUCCAGCUCAGACUUCCAAGAAUCUCUUCUUGCACUCGGAGACAAACAAGUGACUCACCUGAUCAGGGAUGUUCUCUCCAUAUAAUAUACAAUUAUUGAUGCUCCUCAAAGGUUAUAGGUCAGGUGCAGCAACACUUCUUAUUGGCCAUCUCACUGCUGCACUCUGAAAGACUUCCGCUGGCUGGGCCGGACACUUUCCGGUUUAGCUCUCUGCUAACUGAAAUGGGGAUAAAAUAUUCAGACUUUCCAAAUGUCAUCGGACUGAAUUGAUCAAACUCUUAAUAGUAAAAGGAAUCAUUUCGCCGGGUUGUGACCAGCGUGCGAAAUAUGGCGAGAACCCCUCUAUUGGACACUUCAGACCCCCCUGAUAGCCUUAUUGUUAGCGAUACAGCCUAGUACCCGUGGCUUACAUCCAUGCAGCUUGUAUAUUGUGUAUUGAGUCUGUGUGGGACUUCUGCAUGAUACUGGACUACUAGGUGGUGGGGGAGGGACCCCUCCAUUGAUACCAGGUAUUUUUGCACACUGGCUGUGACAAAAUAAUUUAUCAAACAGUUUCACAGCAGCUUCAGUAGUGACAGCGGAGGCUUCGUGAAUCGGCUGAUCGGCUCGUGUUUUUGUAGUUUGAGGAAUUCCAAAAUAACUAUUUAAAACAACACUGUGUGUGUGUGUGUGUGUGUGUGUGUGUGUGUGUGUGUGUGUUAACGGGACAAAGGAAGUGCGUGUCUGUGUUUCCACUUCAAUACAUUCCUUUUAAAAUGGUGUUUUUAUGCCUCACUACACACAAAAUAACAUGAAUGCUACAUAAACAAAAGGCCUUACAUUUGAAGUUACCAAAUCAGCAUCACUGCCAAACAUUUGGGUCGUAUUAGGUUGCAUGCCACCAGUAUGUCAUAGUGAGGGCAGUGCGGUUUGUGGUUUGCAUCAUGUUCCCAACACUGAUGCUGUGUCUUGUUCUUUCUAAUAUAAUGUUUUAUUGAUGCAACGGUACCCAAAAAGUGUUUUCUUAAAGUGUAGCACCAAAGCGCUCUGGAUGAGGUUGGGUUGGUUGGCGGCUGGUCGACACUAGAAGUAUGUCAGCCGGUUGAGUCACCGACUGGUUUCUACCUUAUUAUGGAGCUCGGGCCUCCUGCUAGAAUUAACCUCCCCCUCUUUCUUUAUCUCUCCUCUCUCUUGUUGUGGACACCUCAUGGAUAUUUGUCCUCCUUAAUCUGGAGCAUUCCCCUGUGGAUUAUGAGCGUGUGUUUACCAACAUGUUUGCGCCACAAAACCACACAUUCUAACAAAGAUCUUUCCAACGAGGAGAAAUGAGUCAGAGGCGGUUAAUCGGUGUUGUCCGCUGUGAUGCAGCGUGGUAAAUAACAACCGCUGAUUCACCGUGUCCAAAGUGUGGCGUAAGCAUGUGUGUGCACGCACAUGGGAACCGAGUCGCUCGUUCACGGCUCAGUGACACAUGAGGCCAGCUGUGAAAACACACAUGUGUAUAUAUAUAUACACACACAGCUCAGGGUGUGAUGGUCCUGCAGUGGGAUUAUCCAAGUAAACCUGCCUGCUAAUGCCUUCUAAAGAGGUUUGCAGUGGACGGCUUCCCUCUGGGCGGCUGAGACUUCAUGUGAAUAUCCACGUCUGCAGCUCAGGAGAGAAGAAUCUGUAGUAAAGAAAGUAGAUGUUUGGUUUGUUUUUAAGCGGCUGGUGUACUUCUUAUUGCUGCAUGGACUCUUAGAAGUGAGAGAGGUAAGAGGGAGGAGUAAAGGAGGUGAACACACCAAUAUGCCAACAUGCUUCUGGAAAUGAAUGGUGAAAUGGUUUCAGCGACAGAAGAAUGUGUCGGACCGAUGAGACUGACCCAAGAGCCCAUCCAGGUCCUGCUGGUGUUCGCCAAGGAGGACAGCCAAAGCGAUGCCUUCUGGUGGGCCUGCGACCGCGCCGGGUUCAGGUGUAACAUCGCACGGACGGCCGAGUCUGCCGUCGAGUGUUUCCUGGACAAGCACCACGAGAUUAUAGUCGUUGAUGGACGCCACUCUCGCUACUUUGAGCCCGAAGCUGUAUGCCGGUUGAUCCGUGCAACGAAGCCGUCCGAAAACACCGUUAUUCUGGCUGUUGUGCCGCAAAAACCGGCUGACCAGGACGAGCCGUCUGUUCUUCCUCUCCUCUGUGCCGGAUUCAGCAGAAGGUUUGUGGAGAGCAGCAGUGUGUCGGCGUGCUAUAAUGAGCUCAUACAGAUUGAGCAUGGAGAGGUGCGCUGCCAGUUCAAACUCAGGGCUUGUAACUCCGUCUUCACGGCUUUGGAGCACUGUCACGAGGCUGUGGAGAUCACCAGUGAGGACCACAUAAUACAGUACGUGAACCCAGCGUUUGAGCGGAUGAUGGGCUAUCACAAGGGGGAGUUGAUCGGGAAGGAACUGACCGAACUCCCCAAGAGCGACAAGAACAGAGCCGACCUGCUGGACACCAUCAACACCUGUAUCAAAAAAGGAAAGGAAUGGCAGGGCAUGUACUACGCCAGGAAGAAGUCGGGCGACAGCGUACAGCAGCAUGUGAAGAUAACACCUGUCGUCGGUCAAGGAGGGAAGAUUCGACAUUUCGUGGCCAUCAAGAGACCUCACAUUGACAACAAUAAUCAGGUCCACAGGUUCAACAAGGAGGAGCGAUGCAGCGGGGAGCAUUCCCAGUCAGAGUGCCAUUCUCUACGUCACCGGGACAGGAGGAAAGAUUCAAUCGACGCCAGAUCGCUCAGCUCUCGCAGCAGUGACGCUCCCAGUUUACAGAAUCGAAGAUAUUCCUCCGUCGCCAGGAUUCACUCCAUGACUAUCGAGGCUCCCAUCACAAAGGUAAUAAACAUCAUCAACGCGGCCCAGGAGAACAGUCCGGUGACGGUGGCCGAGGCCCUGGAUCGAGUGUUGGAGAUCCUGAGAACCACGGAGCUCUACUCGCCUCAGCUCGCCUCCAAAGAUGACGACCCCCACACCAACGACCUGGUCGGGGGGCUCAUGAGUGAUGGACUGCGGAGACUCUCUGGGAAUGAAUAUGUCUUCUGCAAAAAUAUGAGCCAGAGCCAGCUGGCCAUCCCAGUCACUCUGAAUGACGUCCCUCCGCCCAUCGCCGAGAUGCUGAACGAUGAGGAGUGCUGGGAGUUCAACAUCCUGGAGCUGGAGGCGGCUACACACAAGAGACCGCUGACUUACCUCGGGCUGAAGAUCUUCACCAGUUUCGGCGUGUGCGACUUCCUGAGCUGCUCGGAGGCCACGCUGCGCUCCUGGCUGCAGCUCAUGGAGGCCAGCUACCACUCCUCCAACUCCUACCACAACUCCACGCAUGCCGCAGACGUGCUGCACGCCACUGCCUACUUCCUCCGCAAAGAGAGAGUCAAGACCAGUCUGGACCAGCUGGACAAAGUGGCUGCUCUGAUAGCGGCCACGGUGCACGAUGUGGACCACCCGGGCAGGACCAACUCCUUCUUGUGCAACGCCGGGAGCGAACUGGCGAUCCUCUACAACGACACGGCCGUGCUGGAGAGCCACCACGCGGCCCUCGCCUUCCAGCUCACCGUCCGAGACAGCAAGAGCAACAUCUUCAAGAACACAGACAGGAAUCAGUUUCGAACACUGCGACAGGCAAUCAUAGACAUGGUGCUGGCUACAGAGAUGACGAGACACUUUGAGCACGUCAGCAAGUUUGUCAACAGCAUCAACAAGCCGAUGGCUGCCAUAGAGGAGACCAGCAAGAGUAGCGUGAACAGCGACUGUGAGGGUCAGGCCAACAUCAGGAACUCUCCAGAGAACCGUCUGCUGAUAAAGAGGAUGUUGAUCAAGUGUGCAGAUGUGGCGAACCCCUGCAGACCGCUCGAGCUCUGCAUCGAGUGGGCUGGACGCAUCUCUGAGGAGUACUUUGCACAGACGGAUGAGGAGAAGACACAAGGGCUGCCGGUGGUGAUGCCGGUGUUUGACAGGAACACCUGCAGCGUUCCCAAAUCUCAGAUCUCCUUCAUGGACUAUUUCAUCACUGACAUGUUUGACGCCUGGGAUGCCUUCGCCAGCCUGCCUGGUCUCAUGGAACACCUGUCGGAGAACUACAAGUACUGGAAGGGCCUGGACGAGAUGAAGUGCAAGAGCCUGCGUCCUCCGCCUCUUUCCUGACCUCUUCCUCCUCCUCAUCGCCUCCAUCACUCUGAGCAGGGUGGGACAGCGAAUGCAGCCCUGCGGUGGAACAAUUAGUCUCUUCAGCUGUGAUUCGACGGAGCUCUGCACCCCCCCCCCCGACAAGUUCACGGGCCCCGAGGCUGGGGGGGGAGCCGACAACUGACUGACGAAACACUGAGACGCCGUUCUUCAAUCUCAAAUCACAGCCUCUUUUCUUGCGUGGUUCUUGGCGGAGGUGGUGUUCUGCCAUCGGAGAAGAGGUUGUCGUUUGAGGGGCCCCGUGGACUCCAUGGCCCCGCUGAGUCCUCCUGAUAGCACCUCCGUGAAGCUGUGAGGACCUCGCAGAUCACCUGACAAUCUGUACCAUCCAGUGUAACACACCACAAACCUGCACUUUAGAUAAUCAAGACAUUUCCAGCAUCCUCUUGUUUUAUUUUCACAGUUUUUAAUCUUCGUCAAAAACAAAUCUUUUCACUUUGUCUGUCUGUUGCUGUAGAACAAACACCUGGUGAACGAGAUGGUCACCAAAGCUUGUUGCUUUUUUAAAUUGCCUACUUGUGAAGUUGCUCAGCUGGAAUAACUGUGAUAGGAUCCACGGCAUGAGGGACACUUUGAGUCGUGCCUCCCUGUCGGCCGUGCACAGAGAGAACUUGCCGGACAGAUUUAAGAACCUGGAGUUCUAGAGACGGUUAGCUGUGGUCCACUCAGAGGGGGAGAACCAGCCACGCACACAGGGUUUCUAAACGUCCAGCCUCGUAUACAGAGCGGACGUCUGGAUGCUGGAUUUAAAGAUCAUGUAGCUACGUUACAGCAUUGUCGUCCUUUCGUUAACAUCUCUGUCAGAACAAAUUUGAGGAACAGAAUUGCACUGUCACCGGUUCAGCUGCGAUGCACUCACACACUCACACACUCACACACACUCACACACACACACACACACACACACACACACACACACACAC
This is a messenger RNA of Anarrhichthys ocellatus (wolf-eel), 5251 nucleotides long. It is a transcript of the gene pde8b, whose product is annotated as phosphodiesterase 8B. The transcript is spliced from 22 exons. The record is from RefSeq and is a predicted model, not a curated record. Lineage: Eukaryota; Metazoa; Chordata; Actinopteri; Perciformes; Anarhichadidae. Gene Ontology annotation, biological process: signal transduction. Gene Ontology annotation, molecular function: 3',5'-cyclic-nucleotide phosphodiesterase activity. Bases 1929 to 4286 code for a protein of 785 amino acids.